AUGGAGGAAAAUGAGAAUUACCAAGAAAAAAGUGAAAGUGUGAAUGAGAUGAAAACAGGAGGAACCAAAGUUGCAACCCUUUUACUAGUGAAUCAAGCACUAGCUACUUUAGCUUUCUUUGGAGUUGGUGUGAACUUGGUUUUGUUCCUAACUAGAGUUCUUGGUCAAGACAAUGCUCAAGCUGCUAAUAAUGUGAGCAAAUGGACAGGAACAGUUUAUAUGUUCUCAUUGAUUGGAGCAUUUCUUAGUGACUCUUAUUGGGGUCGAUACUUAACCUGCACCAUUUUUCAGCUUUUCUUUAUUCUGGGUUUGGCACUGUCUUGUUUUUCGUCGUGGCGUUUCUUGAUAAACCCUAGUGGAUGUGGUGAUGGGCAUAUUUCUUGUAACCCUACAUCAUUUGGAGUUAAUAUUUUCUACUUUUCAAUAUAUCUUGUUGCAUUUGGCUAUGGAGGACACCAACCAACUUUAGCAACAUUUGGUGCUGAUCAAUAUGAUGAAAAAAAUCCAAAAGAGAGAAGCUCAAAACUAGCUUUCUUUUGUUAUUUCUACUUUUCCCUCAACGUUGGAUCUUUGUUCUCCAACACUGUGUUAGUCUAUUAUGAAGAUUCAGGAAAAUGGACAAUGGGUUUCUUGGUAUCAUUGAUCUCUGCUAUUAUAGCCUUUUUGACUUUCUUAUCAGGUUCUCCACAAUAUAGAUAUUUUAAGCCAUCUGGAAACCCUAUAGUUAGGGUUGCUCAGGUUUUUACAGCGGUUGCGAGAAAAUGGGAUGUUGUUCCAGCUAAGGCAGAAAAACUUUUUGAACUUGAUGGUUCUAAAUCCGCCAUCAAAGGCUGUAGAAAGAUUCUUCAUAGCGAUGAUUUACAAUUGAUGGACAAAGCAGCAACAAUUACGGAGAACGAUGACGAGGACGAGGAGACUCGAAACAAUCCGUGGAGGCUAUGUACUGUGACUCAAGUUGAAGAAACAAAAUGUGUGUUAAGAAUGCUACCAAUUUGGCUAUGCACUAUUUCUUAUUCUGUUGUGUUUACGCAAAUGGCUUCACUUUUUGUUGAGCAAGGAGAUGCGAUGAACUCCAAAAUAGGCGAUUUCCGAAUGCCAGCAGCUAGCAUGUCUGUGUUUGACAUUUGCAGUGUUCUUAUCUGCACCGCAAUUUAUCGCCAAUACCUCGUUCCGUUAACAGGAAGAAUGAUGGGUAAUCCGAAAGGGAUUACCGAACUUCAAAGAAUGGGAAUCGGCUUAAUCAUUGGAAUGUUAUCAAUGGUUGCAUCAGGUGUAACUGAGAUUGUAAGACUCAGAAAUAUUAUUCCGGGCGAAAAAACAAGCUCGGUUAGUAUAUUCUGUCAAAUUCCGCAGUAUGUUCUUAUUGGUGCUUCAGAAGUUUUCAUGUAUGUUGGUCAAUUGGAGUUCUUCAAUGGCCAAGCUCCAGAUGGUAUAAAGAGUUUUGGGAGUUCACUUUGUAUGGCUUCGAUUUCUCUUGGAAACUAUGUGAGUAGUAUGCUUGUGAACAUGAUCAUGGAAAUCACUGCAAGAGGGCAAGAAAAAGGUUGGAUUCCAGAGAAUCUGAAUAAAGGUCACAUGGAUAGAUUCUUCUUCCUUCUUGCAGGGAUAGUUGCUUUUGAUUUUGUGAUUUACUUGUUUUGUGCUAACAGGUAUAAGAACAUCAAUGUUCAAGGUGAUCAACAAGAGUUGGAGUUUGAUGAUACAAAGGAUAGUAAAGUUGUAAUUAAAUUGGAGAUGAAUACUUACUAA
Molecule: messenger RNA, 1749 nt
Organism: Lathyrus oleraceus (garden pea)
Lineage: Eukaryota; Viridiplantae; Streptophyta; Magnoliopsida; Fabales; Fabaceae
Product: protein NRT1/ PTR FAMILY 7.1
Exons: 4
Coding region: 1-1749 (582 amino acids)
Biological process (GO): transmembrane transport
Cellular component (GO): membrane
Molecular function (GO): transmembrane transporter activity
Source: RefSeq, a predicted model, not a curated record